AUGUCGGUGUACGCAGCGAUACUGAUGGUGGGGGCGGGCUCGCUGCUCGCCGCGGGGGAAGAGGGGGGGCUGCUGGUGCACGCGCCGGCCGGCAGCAUCCGCGGCGUGCCCGCUCCCGACGGUGAUUACGUCAUGUUCCUGGGCAUACCGUAUGCCAGAGUCAACGCCAGCAAUCCUUUCGGGGCCGCGAUCCCGCACGAAAAAUUUGACAAAACUUUUGAAGCCUCCACCGAAUCCGCAGUAUGUCCGCAGAUGAAGAAAAUAUUUACAAAUAGAAAUAGCGAUAGGUACGACGGCACCCUCGACUGCUUGCGGCUCAACGUAUUCGUACCGAAGACGGAGACUAAACACCGAGGUGUUUAUAUUUUCGUAUUCGGUGGCAAGUUCGUGGAAGGAGACAGCAAAUUAAGUUCGUACGGACCCAAAUAUCUCGUGCGGCACGACAUCAUAGUGGUCACGUUUAAUUUUAGAAGCGGCCCCUACGGUUUCAUGUGCGCGGACAUCCCCGAGAUCCCCGGCAACCAGGCCGGCCGGGACCAGUACGCCGCCAUCGAGUGGGUCAGAGACAACAUCCGGGCUUUCGGGGGGGACCCUGGGAGGCUCACCCUCGGCGGCCACAGCUCCGGCGCCCAGCUGGUCGACAUGCACCUGCUGACCGAGCGGCCCCGGCUGUUCCGGCGGGCCAUCCUGCAGAGCGGAACCACCCUGGGGCCGGACUUCCUGGGCCCCUCCGAUCCUAUGGCGCUCGUCGAUAUCGCCGGGACGCUCGGCUUCGAAACUAACGACACGUCCGCCGCUCUGUCGUUCCUGGCCGAGGCGAGUCCCGAGGCCGUCGUCGAAGCGACGGUAAAGUACGAGUGGCGACCGUGCGUCGAAAAAAAAUUUCCCGGCGUCGUCCCGUUCGUCGCCGAAAACCCGGAAUUUUCGGAGGGGCGAAACGUCGACGGGUUGGACAUACUGGGGGGGUUCACGGACAGGGAGUACGCCUUUACGUGGUACUUUUCCGAUUAUAGACAUUUAUACCGCGAGCCGGAUAGCUUUCGGUAUACUCUGGAACAAAAGUUUAAUCUUUGGGACGAGAGCGACCUCGUAGAUAUAGUUCGGCGCUUCUACGUGGACGACGACGGAGAUCGCGAUAUCGUGAAAGAUGACACUGUCGAUUUGCUUUCCGAUUUCGCUUACGCAUACCCGAUGCAGCGACAGCUGAUGAAGUACGCGAAGCACCCGAACUCAAGCGUGUACCUCUACGUGUUCUCCUACGACGGUUGUCGGAACAGAAUGAAAAUAAUCUUCAACAUAACGGAUACCGGAGCGACUCACUCCGACGAGCUGGGGUACAUGUUUACCAUGGACUUAAUUCCGGAGAUGGACGAUAGCAGAGACCGGCGUAUGAUCGACCGACUGACCACGUUGUGGGCCAACUUCGUUAAGUACGGAGAGCCGACCCCCGCGAGGACGGCGCUGCUGCCGGUGGUCUGGCCGCCGCUGACGGCCGACACCGUGCCGGCGCUGCGGCUCGACGCCGACCUCACCGUCAUCUCGCGGCCCUUACGCAGCAGGAUGGCUUUCUGGGAUCUGUUCUAUGAUGCGCAUUUAGAUAAACUUCGUUACUGA
Messenger RNA from Aricia agestis (brown argus), 1614 nucleotides. RefSeq names its product juvenile hormone esterase-like. The record is from RefSeq and is a predicted model, not a curated record. NCBI's taxonomy places the organism in Eukaryota, Metazoa, Arthropoda, Insecta, Lepidoptera, Lycaenidae. Bases 1 to 1614 code for a protein of 537 amino acids. The transcript is spliced from 3 exons.